Messenger RNA from Triticum turgidum subsp. durum (durum wheat), 1041 nucleotides. NCBI's taxonomy places the organism in Eukaryota, Viridiplantae, Streptophyta, Magnoliopsida, Poales, Poaceae. The record is from the annotation of a GenBank genome assembly.
AUGGCCAAGGACGAGAACGGCUCGGCCCCGGAUGGUGCCGGCAAGGAGGAGGGGGAGAUAGCGGCGGCGCGCAGCCGCAGCCGCAGCAAAUCCCUAGAAGCCGCGGAGGAGGAGGAGGGGCGUUCGAAGGGGAGGCGACACCGGGGCCACCAUGGCAAGUCAAAGAGGCGUGACGAGGAGGAGGGGAGCGAGAGCUCCGACGAGGACUCGGGGGAGCGGCGUAAGCGGCGGAGGAAGGAGAAGGAGCGGCGGCGGCGGAGGAGGGGGAGCCGCAGCGAGAGCUCGGGGUCGGAGUCGGAGUCAGAGUCUGAGUCGUCCUACUCGAGUUCCAGCGCGGAGUCGGAAAGCGAGUCGGAGGAGGAGGAGGAGAGGCGAAGGAGGCGGCGGCGGAGGAGGAAGGAGAAGGAAGAGGAGGAGAGGAGGAGGAGGAGGAAGGAGAAGGAGAAGAGGAAGAGGAAGGAGAAGGAGAGGGAAAAGGAUAAGAAGAAGAAGAAGAGGAAGGAUGAGAAGAAGGAUUUGGGGAAGAAGGCUGCAGUGACCAACUCGUGGGGCAAGUAUGGCAUCAUCCGUGAGGUUGAUAUGUGGAACAAGCGUCCAGAGUUCACCGCAUGGCUAUUAGAAGUCAAGCAGGUUAAUUUGGAGGCACUGGCUAAUUGGGAAGAAAAACAAAUGUUCAAGGAAUUCAUGGAAGACCACAACACAGCUACAUUCCCAUCAAAAAAAUAUUAUGACUUAGAUGCUUACCAUCAACGGAUGAUGGAGAAAGAAAAAAGGAAUGGUUUAAAGAAUGCGGGUUCGGUAGCAGUCCGUACAGUAUUUAAUGAUGAGGAAGUACGACGGUUAGAACUGUUGCAAGAACGUGAACGCCGAAAGGAGGAAGAAGUGACAGCUCUAAAACGCUCCAUGCAAACUGGAAUGGCUCAAGCGAUGAAGCAGCAGUCCCUUCUACGUGAGGAAAUGAUGUUACAGUACAAGUUGGGCAAUUUCGAGGCCGCAGCUGCAAUCCAGAAAAGGUUGGAUCCUGAUGCUCCCCCUCAAUAG